Molecule: messenger RNA, 774 nt
Organism: Hyalella azteca
Lineage: Eukaryota; Metazoa; Arthropoda; Malacostraca; Amphipoda; Hyalellidae
Product: polyribonucleotide nucleotidyltransferase-like
Exons: 2
Coding region: 1-774 (257 amino acids)
Source: RefSeq, a predicted model, not a curated record
AUGCCACGUGCCACUUGUGGCUGCAUGACGCCGAGUGGCAUCCACGUCUGUUCAGGGGAUGAUAAAAAGAAGCACGAUGAUCGUAAGCAGCAGGAUGAUCGCAAGCAGCACGAUGAUCGCAAGCAGCACGAUGAUCGCAAGCAGCACGAUGAUCGCAAGCAGCACGAUGAUCGCAAGCAGCACGAUGAUCGCAAGCAGCACGAUGAUCGCAAGCAGCACGAUGAUCGCAAGCAGCACGAUGAUCGCAAGCAGCACGAUGAUCGCAAGCAGCACGAUGAUCGCAAGCAGCACGAUGAUCGCAAGCAGCACGAUGAUCGCAAGCAGCACGAUGAUCGCAAGCAGCACGAUGAUCGCAAGCAGCACGAUGAUCGCAAGCAGCACGAUGAUCGCAAGCAGCACGAUGAUCGCAAGCAGCACGAUGAUCGCAAGCAGCACGAUGAUCGCAAGCAGCACGAUGAUCGCAAGCAGCACGAUGAUCGCAAGCAGCACGAUGAUCGCAAGCAGCACGAUGAUCGCAAGCAGCACGAUGAUCGCAAGCAGCACGAUGAUCGCAAGCAGCACGAUGAUCGCAAGCAGCACGAUGAUCGCAAGCAGCACGAUGAUCGCAAGCAGCACGAUGAUCGCAAGCAGCACGAUGAUCGCAAGCAGCACGAUGAUCGCAAGCAGCACGAUGAUCGCAAGCAGCACGAUGAUCGCAAGCAGCACGAUGAUCGCAAGCAGCACGAUGAUCGCAAGCAGCACGAUGAUCGCAAGCAGCACGAUGANAGCGGGUGA